Molecule: messenger RNA, 652 nt
Organism: Macrobrachium nipponense
Lineage: Eukaryota; Metazoa; Arthropoda; Malacostraca; Decapoda; Palaemonidae
Product: cuticle protein 19-like
Exons: 2
Coding region: 23-388 (121 amino acids)
Cellular component (GO): extracellular matrix
Source: RefSeq, a predicted model, not a curated record
CAAACAGUCACCGUUCCUCAUCAUGUCUGCAAAGCUGUUCGUCAUCGCCGCCCUCGUGGCCGUAUCCUGCGCCGCCCCUAACCCCGACUCCCCACCAUCCUACGGGCCCCCUCCCCCAUCCUACAAGGAACCAGGCAUGCCCUACGAAUUCGCCUACGCCGUCAAGGACGACUACACCGGCAACGACUUCGCCCACGACGAGAAGAGCGAUGGCAGCCUCACCUCCGGGUCGUACCGCGUCGCCCUCCCCGACGGGCGCACCCAGAUCGUCACCUUCAGUGCCGACCAUCACGGCGGGUACGUCGCCGACGUGGCCUACGAAGGAGUGGCCUCCUACCCAGCUCCUGCUCCACCCGCCUACGGCCCACCCCCACCAGCCUACCCCUGAGGAGACUAUACUAUACAGGAAUUCGGCUAAAGCACUCGAUGUUGAUUUUGGAUGCCAUAAAUACCUCCUUUUCCGUGUUCCUCUCAAAGGCUGUUGACUCUUUGUUUCGUCUGGACUUUCUUCGUUCUGGAGACUUUACCUGUUCUAGAAGGUCUUUUUUUAUUUUUUUUACUUUCUGCUUCUCAGUGAGAAGAUUUGACUUGAAGCAUAAAUCAUAAUAUUUAUGGUAAAUUAUUUUCGUUAAUAAAAUCAUCUGUAAUGUGA